GCAGCCUUUGCGCUGGAGGAGACUUCCGGUGCUGCCCGUUCAAAGGGGCUUCCGCGCUGAUAAACAAGGAAGGGCAGGAGGCCCCUGCAGCGGCGUACUACACAGCCCAUCCUUCCCAGCCAGGGGCCGCCUUGGGCUGAAUCUCAGCAUUCUCAGGCAUUGACUCCCAAGACCACCGUUCAAAGGGUUUUUAGGUUCGGUUCUGUCGUGACCACUUGGUGCUCCAAUGAAGGACUCCUUGACCCUCUUGUCCCGCAUCCAGGCACACCCGGAUUCCCGUUGCUGGUUCCUCGCCUGGAAUCCUAAAGGGACACUGCUGGCUUCCUGUGGUGGAGACCGUAGCAUCCGCAUCUGGGGGAAAGAAGGUGAUGCCUGGGUGUGCAAGUCCAUUCUGGAUGAAGGACAUCAAAGGACCAUCCGUAAAGUGGCCUGGUCCCCUUGUGGGAACUACUUGGCUUCAGCCAGCUUUGAUGCAACCACCUGCAUUUGGAAGAAGAACCAGGACAAUUUCGAGUGUGCAGCGACUCUGGAGGGCCACGAGAAUGAGGUGAAGUCUGUAGCCUGGGCCCCAUCCGGCAGCCUCCUGGCUACCUGCAGCCGAGACAAAAGCGUCUGGGUUUGGGAAGUGGACGAAGAGGACGAGUACGAGUGCAUGAGCGUCUUGAAUUCUCACACACAGGAUGUCAAGCAUGUUGUCUGGCAUCCUAACCAAGAGCUGCUGGCAUCUGCCAGUUACGAUGACACCGUCAAACUGUAUCGGGAAGAGGAAGACGACUGGGUGUGCUUCAGCACCUUGGAAGGACACGAGUCCACGGUGUGGAGCUUGGCUUUUGACCAGACUGGAGAAAGGCUGGCUUCCUGUAGUGAUGACAAGACGGUGCGCAUUUGGCACCAGUUUAAGCCAGGCAAUGAGCAAGGCGUGGCCCGUAGCGGUACUGAUCCCGUUUGGAAGUGCGUUUGCACCCUGUCUGGUUUCCAUACGCGGACCGUCUACGACGUGGCAUGGUGUCACCUGACAGGUGCCCUAGCCACCGCCUGCGGAGACGACGCCAUCCGGGUGUUUGAGGAAGAGCCUCUCUCCGACCCUCAUCAGCCCACCUUCUCCUUGACCGCCCACAUGGCCCAAGCCCAUUCUCAGGAUGUGAACUGUGUUGCCUGGAACCCCAAGGAGCCGGGGAUGCUGGCUUCGUGCAGCGAUGAUGGAGAAAUGGCCUUCUGGAAGUACCAGCGCCCAGAGACUUGCUGAAUUACCUUGUUAUCUCCAGGUAUCUUGGGGUUCGUGAGCAACAGAUCCCCCAGAAAAAGCAACGAAACCUCCUACAAAUUGACUGAACUCUGCGGUAGUUGUUUCCAUCCUACAGUUCCCCAGGUGAGAACUUAACUAUCUAAAAAGGAAAUCACUGGAUUUAAUGAAGAGGGAAAUCUGAUGAUUCUUUGGCCUGGAUCCAGCCAAGGCAAGACUGCGCUGAAGGUGGAAUUCCAAAGUAGGCCCGCCCGAAAGGAACCGUCUAAGCCGGCUUCAGUUAAGUGAAAUAAUAGGCUUGAAAUGUUGGGUUUCUGCUUAUAUAAAACCAGGAAAGGGAAAGGAGCCGUUAUUUGAACAUCUAUAAAAUGAAUAAAAAGGGAAAAUUUGCUGUU
This is a messenger RNA of Pantherophis guttatus, 1638 nucleotides long. RefSeq names its product cytosolic iron-sulfur assembly component 1 (gene CIAO1). Gene Ontology annotation, biological process: iron-sulfur cluster assembly. The record is from RefSeq and is a predicted model, not a curated record. Gene Ontology annotation, cellular component: cytosolic [4Fe-4S] assembly targeting complex. NCBI's taxonomy places the organism in Eukaryota, Metazoa, Chordata, Lepidosauria, Squamata, Colubridae. Gene Ontology annotation, molecular function: protein binding.